UUGUUGCCUCAACCUUGCGCGCCGCAAUCAGGCCGCCCGGAAGAAGAUGCAGGUUUCGUUCGUGAUCCGGGACGCCGAAGAGAAACGACAUCAAAAUGGAGUCGACGCCCUGCAACUGGAUCCGAUCAAUGUACGACUGUACCCGGCUGGGCGCGAUGCCAUCAUCCGGGUGUGGAGCUGCACCCAGAUCAGCUCCCAGGAACCGUACAUCCAGAGCAAGGAACACCUCCACGAUUGGGUCAACGAUAUAGUUUUGUGCUGCGGUGGAAGAAAUUUAAUAAGUGCAAGUCGUGACACCACCGUGAAAGUGUGGAAUGCCCACAAAGGAUUUUGCAUGUCGACGCUACGAACUCACCGAGAUUACGUUCAGGCACUGGCCUACGCCACGGAAACAGGUGGCUAGCUCCGGUCUGGACAAGGCCAUCUUCCUGCUGGAGGAAUCCGCACACCGGGGCAUUCAAGGAAUGCAAGAACCGAUGACAUUUUUUGUACCAGGUACGUGGAAAUUAAAACCAUUUUUAAAACAAUUUCCUAUG
Uranotaenia lowii is the source of this 536-nucleotide messenger RNA. RefSeq names its product WD repeat-containing protein 48 homolog. Gene Ontology annotation, cellular component: nucleolus. The coding region runs from base 47 to 403 and encodes 118 amino acids. The record is from RefSeq and is a predicted model, not a curated record. Gene Ontology annotation, biological process: ribosomal large subunit assembly. Gene Ontology annotation, molecular function: protein binding. The transcript has 2 exons. Lineage: Eukaryota; Metazoa; Arthropoda; Insecta; Diptera; Culicidae.